AUGAGAUCCUUACAAUCUCAUGCACGUCAGAAUCACGUCAUAUUUGCCUUUACCUACUCUCGUAAGAAACUCUUUACGUCGAAUCUCAUGUCAAUUCACCCAUGUCAGUACUCAUGUCGAUUUAGGACCCAUUCAAAACUCACGAAUGCAGACCCCAUCCCAUCAGAAUUCACAAAUCCAGACCCCGUCCCAUCAGAACUCACGAAUUCAGAUCCCGUCCCAUCAGAACUCACGAAUGCAGAUCCCGUCCCAUCAGAACUCACGAAUUCAGAUCCCGUCCCAUCAGAACUCACGAAUGCAGAUCCCGUCCCGUCAGAACUCACGAAUUCAGACCCCGUCCCAUCAGAACUCACGAAUUCAGACCCCGUCCCAUCAAAACUCACGAAUGCAGAUCCCGUCCCAUCAGAACUCACGAAUUCAGACCCCGUCCCAUCAGAACUCACGAAUGCAGACCCCGUCCCAUCAGAACUCAUGAAUUCAGACCCCGUCCCAUUAGAACUCACGAAUUCAGACCCCGUCCCAUCAGAACUCACAUCAGAACUCGCGAAUUCAGACCCCGUCCCUUCAGAACUCACGAAUCCAGACCCCGUCCCAUCAGAACUCACGAAUGCAGACCCCGUCCCAUCAGAACUCACGAAUGCAGACCCCGUCCCAUCAGAACUCACGAAUGCAGACCCCGUCCCAUCAGAACUCACGAAUCCAGACCCCGUCCCAUCAGAACUCACGAAUGCAGACCCCGUCCCAUCAGAACUCACGAAUGCAGACCCCGUCCCAUCAGAACUCACGAAUCAGACCCCGUCCCAUCAGAACUCACGAAUGCAGACCCCGUCCCAUCAAAACUCACGAAUGCAGACCCCGUCCCAUCAGAACUCACGAAUGCAGACCCCGUCCCAUCAGAACUCACGAAUUCAGACUCCGUCCCAUCAGAACUCACGAAUUCAGAACCCGUCCCAUCAGAACUCACGAAUGUAA
Messenger RNA from Penaeus monodon (black tiger shrimp), 972 nucleotides. Its product is annotated as cell surface glycoprotein 1-like. The transcript is spliced from 3 exons. The record is from RefSeq and is a predicted model, not a curated record. Lineage: Eukaryota; Metazoa; Arthropoda; Malacostraca; Decapoda; Penaeidae. The coding region runs from base 1 to 972 and encodes 323 amino acids.